Leptomonas pyrrhocoris is the source of this 1065-nucleotide messenger RNA. Its product is annotated as putative asparaginase. Gene Ontology annotation, molecular function: hydrolase activity. The transcript has a single exon. The record is from RefSeq and is a predicted model, not a curated record. Bases 106 to 1065 code for a protein of 319 amino acids. NCBI's taxonomy places the organism in Eukaryota, Euglenozoa, Kinetoplastea, Trypanosomatida, Trypanosomatidae.
GUUCUCCCUCCCCCUCCGUUUCGAUCGCACUGGCCGUGCAAAAGGACGACCCCACACCACUGCACCCAAGCACAAAAAAUAAUUACAACAGACACGCAAACACCGAUGUCAGCUGCGGAGGAACACAAGAUUGUCCCGGUCAUCGCGCUCCACGCCGGUGCCGGCACCAUCCGCCGCGACACGAUGACCCCGGAGCAGGAGACGGCGUACCGGGCUGGGCUGCGGGACGCGUUGGAAGCCGGCCGCACCGUCCUCCUCGCCGGCGGCAACGCGAUGGACGCCGUGACGGCCGCUGUUGUGUCGAUGGAGGACAACCCGCUCUUCAACGCCGGCCGCGGCUCCGUCUUCACGAGCGACCGCACGCACGAGAUGGACGCGGCCGUCAUGUCGGGUGUGGACCGGGCAUGCGGUGCCAUCACCGGCAUCUGUGGCCCGCGCAACCCGGUGCUGGCCGCCCGGGCGGUGAUGGAGAAGUCGGAGCACGUCUUUCUGGCCGGCGACGGUGCCCGCCGCUUCACCGAGACGAGUGCGCUGACGAUGAUGCCGCCGACGUACUUCGAUACCGAGUCGCGGCUGAAGGCGCUAGAGGCGGAGUUGGCCCACCGCGCCUCGGGGGCCUCCGACGACCACGAUGAGGCCCGCAAACACGGCACCGUCGGGGCGGCCGCGCUCGACGUGCAUGGUAACGUAGCCGCUGCGACGUCCACCGGUGGCAUGACGGCCAAGAUGCCAGGGCGUGUGGGGGACAGCCCGGUGAUUGGCGCCGGCACCUGGGCGGACAACCGUACCUGCGCCAUCUCCGCCACGGGCCAUGGCGAGUAUUUUAUUCGCUUUGCCGUGGGCCACGAGGUGGAUGCGCGGAUGCGCCUGUGUCACGAGUCGCUCGCCAAGGCCUGCGCGGACGUGAUCAAGGAGGUGGGAGAGAUGGGCGGCAGCGGGGGCCUCGUCGCCGUCGACGCGCACGGCAACGUGGCGCUUCCACUGAACUGCUCCGGCAUGUACCGUGCGUGGAUGGGCCGUGAUGGCGUGGUGCACACCGCCAUCUUCCACGACGAUGAUGAGUAG